Molecule: messenger RNA, 960 nt
Organism: Entrophospora candida
Lineage: Eukaryota; Fungi; Glomeromycota; Glomeromycetes; Entrophosporales; Entrophosporaceae
Source: the annotation of a GenBank genome assembly
AUGUCUGCUUUAAACUCUGGUUGGAAAUCAGCGGCAAAGAAAGUAGAGAAAAUUCGGAAUAAAGUUGAUAACAUAAUCCAUAAUUAUCCCGAACUACCAAAAUUUCUCUUAGGAGAAGAAAGUUUACCAUUUCAGAUUGGGUCAAAAGUUUCAGUGAAAGAUUAUAAUACUUUUCUUGACCGCAACGAAUCAACCGGAUACAAAUUUUAUUGGAACAAAGGAAACGUAUAUAUUAUUGAAAUGGCUAACUCAGAUCAUGAAUGUGUUAUAUCGGUGCUUCAAGAAUGUUUUAGAGUUCCAAAUAAUAAUGUAAUAUGUGGUCCGAUAAAAGUUUACGGCCAACCAUUUCACUACAACCCAAUUAACAUUACGGAAAAAAUGGCACCAGACGUUGCAGUUUAUCCAAAUAUUGCUUAUGUUCCACGACCUGGCGUUUUGCAUCCUGGUCCUCCCCCCAGUGACACAAAUGGUCUUCCUCAUGCGAGAAUCAUCUGUGAGAUAGCCAAUGCUCAAAACAUUGCUACCUGGAAUAGAAGAUGUGAAAAUUGGAUGCGUGAACAAUAUGUCCGAUGUGUAGUUGGUAUCAAGCUUGAUAUUAUUAGGAGUUAUCAAGGCCAAGUACAUAGAUCAAUGAUUGCCAUGCUAUGGACACGUCAGAUACCAGCACCACCGACAGUGAGUAGGGCAGUACCAACGUUGCCGGGAGUAUUCACCCAAAAGUGGGACUUUGGAACUUUACAAUAUAAUAGUAAUCAAGCUACUGGUUGUAAUGGUCCUGGUAUUCCUGCCUAUCAAGUGAAUAUUCCGAUUUCAAAUGUUUUUUGGGACCCUCCAAUCGUUGCAGGAGCUCCAAAUGUUAGAGGAUAUAAUAUAACAGUUCCUGGUACAGUUGUUGGCAAUAAUUUUGUCAUUGAUUUAUAUAAUAUUCAACAAGAGGUCUUAGCUUCACAAAAAGUGUAA